Molecule: messenger RNA, 991 nt
Organism: Glycine soja
Lineage: Eukaryota; Viridiplantae; Streptophyta; Magnoliopsida; Fabales; Fabaceae
Product: probable transcription factor At5g61620
Exons: 4
Coding region: 124-834 (236 amino acids)
Biological process (GO): response to auxin; response to ethylene; response to gibberellin
Molecular function (GO): zinc ion binding; DNA binding
Source: RefSeq, a predicted model, not a curated record
AUAGUUGAAAGAGAGUACUUGGGGUUUCUUUCUGUUUUUGGUUUCAACUGCAAAACCUUGGGUUGGAAAGUGUCCCAAAAGAAAAACUAUGUUCUCUAAUAUAAUUCCACUUUUUUUACUCCAAUGCACACUUCCACUUUGCACAUCAACAAUAGCGCCACCAAAGACCGCACAUUACAAAAAUGUCACAAUGCAAGGACUUGUAAAAGUACUCCCGGUCAAGGACAACUAAAGCUCUUCGGAGUGCAACUAGAUGUUUCUUCUUCUUCAUCAUCCUCGAAUUCUUUUUCAUCAUCAUCACCUUCAUAUUCUGGCAUGAAAAGAAGUUUUAGCACGAAUUACUUGUUGUCUUCAUGGGCAUCUUCAUCUGUACCCUCCUCCUUUUCCUCGCCUUCCCUGCUUGGUGCAAAUGAAAAUUCAGAUAGUUACUUACUCAAUGCCAAUAGCCUCAUAUCAACAAUUCAAGACACAAAAAAAGGUGUCCCGUGGACAGAGGAGGAGCAUCGGAUAUUUCUUAUAGGGCUUGAGAAGCUGGGGAAGGGAAACUGGAGAGGCAUAUCUAAAAGUUUUGUGACAACAAGAACACCUACCCAAGUGGCUAGUCAUGCACAAAAAUAUUUUCUCCGUCAAUCUCAGAAUAGCUUCAAUAAAAGAAAACACCGCCCUAGUCCCAACCUGUUCGAUAAUUGGCUUUCGCAUCGUCCUCAUUCAUUGCUGAACUGGGUUACCACUUUAACUUCAACUAAUAAUUGCACUGUUCAGAGCGCGAGCCCAGAUUUAGAACUCAAACUUGCAACUCCCACGCCAUUGGAGCUAUCAGUAGCAGAUGCAUAGAAUGUGUGAUAUUUGACUUCUAGCCAGCAAUCAGCAUGUUUUACUUUUUGUUACUUCAAAAUUAUGUAUAUUUUCCUGGCACUGAAUGUAGUAUUAUAUAUAUUUAUCUUUAUUUUUCACUUAUACCUACUUAAAGAAGAAAUUUUUGUUUCCCCAA